GUUAUGUUUUUCGCCCUGUUUUGACAGUUCACGAGAGCAAGGGGUUCGUUUUCCAUUCCUAAAUCCAUCCUGGUUUUUUCCAAUUUAUUUGGAAAAUAAUGGACAGUCAGCGGAAAAGUGAUCAGCCCAAGAUCCCGUUGUAGGACCGCCGAGCACGUUACAUAAACCGGUCAAAUUACAAACUGUCUCGACAUCACAUUGCUGAUCCACAUUUUCAUCUACUUAAUCUGGAACAAUGAGGUUUUUUGAAAAUUCUACGGUUUUUAACUAUAGUUGGGAGCAAGUGGCACAGGGGUUUUGGAAACGGUAUCCCAACCCUAAUAGUACACAUGUACUAAGUGAAGACACCAUCACCCGAGAAGUUCGAUCAGGCAAGCUGGUCACAAAAAGACUCUUAAGCAAAACAAACAGCAUUCCAAGUUGGGCCAAGAAAUUUAUCAAUACCUCACAUGUUUACAUCGUUGAAGAGAGCAUCAUUGAUACAAAAAGUAAGACAUUGGUUACUUAUACCAGAAACAUUGGGUUUACUAAAGCUAUGACUGUAACAGAAAAGGUGAUUUAUAAACAAUGUGAGGAAAAUCCACUCAAAACAGUUGCAAUUAGGUAUGCAUGGAUUGAUUCCCAAGUUAGGGGCUUCAGCAGGGCAAUUUGUGCAUUUGGAUAUGAAAGGUUUAAGAAAAACGCUCACAAAAUGGUGAGUGGAUUUAAUUUUGUUUUACAAAACAUGUUUCCACAUCAACACGUCAUUCCAAAUGCUCAUGUAGCCGCCACCGCAGCCAAUAAGCUGAAAGAUGCCGCUAAAAGCGCCUCGGAAUUAGCAAAGAGCAAAGCUGCUCCUAUAUAUGCUUCACUUCACCCAAACCAGUCUUAAAUUUACAUUUAUUGUUACAGUUAGGGUGUGAAAUGACUGAUAAAAGCAUUCCACCAUGCUCAGCAGCUUUUGUGCAGUUCUCAUCGCCCAAGUUUUGAUUUUUUUAUAUGAUUGAAACUUGAAAUAAAUGUAUGGUAUGCUAUAGUAUGGACAUUGCUACUGAUUUUUAAAAGAUUGAGUGUAUAUUUAGUUAGGUUGUGGUGGGUUUUUAUUACAAUUGUUGCCCCAUAGAUAAAGCAUUUCUAAUCAUUAGUUACAUGAGGUUUUAUAAAAACCUUUUCGUAAAAUAAGUCUUUUGUAAUUAUAAAAAAAACCUAGUUUGUUGUGUAUAUAUUGAGAUAAUUAAAUUGUCUAGAGUUUUA
Anthonomus grandis grandis is the source of this 1233-nucleotide messenger RNA. RefSeq names its product protein preli-like. Gene Ontology annotation, cellular component: mitochondrial intermembrane space. Bases 236 to 871 code for a protein of 211 amino acids. Gene Ontology annotation, biological process: phospholipid transport. The record is from RefSeq and is a predicted model, not a curated record. Gene Ontology annotation, molecular function: phosphatidic acid transfer activity. The transcript has 4 exons. Lineage: Eukaryota; Metazoa; Arthropoda; Insecta; Coleoptera; Curculionidae.